Maylandia zebra (zebra mbuna) is the source of this 2766-nucleotide messenger RNA. RefSeq names its product interleukin-21 receptor. NCBI's taxonomy places the organism in Eukaryota, Metazoa, Chordata, Actinopteri, Cichliformes, Cichlidae. Gene Ontology annotation, molecular function: cytokine receptor activity; protein binding. The record is from RefSeq and is a predicted model, not a curated record. Gene Ontology annotation, biological process: cytokine-mediated signaling pathway. Gene Ontology annotation, cellular component: external side of plasma membrane.
GAUCGGGGACCAUUCUUAAUUUCGUUGGUCUCAUGACAAUGACAAUAAAGUUUUUGAUUUUGAUUCUGAUUCUGACAUCCACCCUCCUCAAGAGUUCAAUAAUUUAGGCAGUUAUGUUUAUACAAAUACUAAAUGUAUGUUUAGUGUCUUCAUACAGGUGUUUUUUCUUAACCUGGAAACCUGAGUACGGCAGCAGAAGACAGGCCAAGCUUUGGCUAAAAUUCACGGCUGGACACCAGAGUUGUCCUCACCCCUCCCGGAAAAACAAAAAAAGAGAGAAUGUAGUUUUAGGCAGGUUAAAGACACUCCGUCGCUUGUUUUCGCAACAACUGCCAGUGCGACGCCUGUCAAAAUGUAGCUGUGAUACUCCUCUGAGGGGAGCAUGCACAAACAUAAAAAAUAAUACAAAAAAACAAAACAAAACAACCUUGCGGUGAUGUUUUGUUUUUGUUGUGAACAGAUCUGGAUUUCAUGGCAUCUGUUUCAAGUUUUUGAAAAUACAAGAAAACUUAGGUGUGCUCGGGUGACAGAUUUUGGGGAUUUUUUUUUUUACUAAACAUUCCUCCUGGAUGUUCCUCCAACAGUUUUGUAUCACGGGAAAAAAAAAACUUUAAAGAACCGGAUAAUCUUCAGAGACUGAACAGUUUUAUUAGUACAAUGAAACUAAAUCAAAAGCACGUGCCCAAACCAAGAAGGCAAGAGGGGAAAAAAAACCCAAUGACGUAAAAAAAAGACUUCCUGUGAUGUGAUUGAUAAGUUUAAACCUCAGCUCUAUGUCUCAUUCACCGUCUGAGACAUCAGUGGCACCACAGAGCUGAGAACGAUACCUGUGUUCAAAAAGACAUGAAGUGCUGGCAGCUCCUGUUUGGGCUUUGGUGCUGCGGCAUCCUUGCAGUGACCAGCGGGAUCGAAGCUGAUGUACCGUCAUGGAUGUGUGUGACUGACUAUAUACACAACAUUACUUGUGUCUUCAACAACAUCACUGCUAUUCCAUUGGGAAAGAACAAAACGAACUACAGCCUAUAUUUCAAGGAGAACUCCGAACACAACCCUUCUUGUCCACUUGUGGUGAUGAAUCACAGUUACUACUGUGAAUGUCAACUCAACAAUAAGCUUUGGGUGGAUUAUAAUUCCUAUGAAAUUGACAUUUGUGAUGAAUCUCAAUGCAUCAAUUUAGAAAAUGAAUUUAAUUUAGCAAAUCACAUUCAGCUGAAACCUCCGCCUGAGCUUGUGGUCCAAGAAACAACAGAGACUCUCAACAUUACAUUUAAAAGUCGAUAUGAUAACCAUUUAUACCUUGGUGGUUACCUCAUGUAUGAAAUAUUACUUCAAACACCUGAAAGCAGUGAGAACAAAACUUUUACGGUUCCACCCCAAAAGAAGUUUGAAUCUAUUAAUCGGAAAUUGCACCUGAAAAAUAGUGAAUAUUGCAUUAAAGCAAGAUAUAGACCUCAAACAUAUAGUGAAACUUGGAGUGAAUGGAGUCAACCAACAUGCUGGGAAAACAAAGCAGAAGAAGAACCAGAAACUUUAUUAUUAUUAUUGGCCAAAUAUCUGUUCCCACUGUGUCUGGUUUUGGGAGCUCUGCUGUUUGUAUUCUACAGUCCAGCUGCAAGGAUGAAGAUAAAAACUCUGUCCCACACGCCAUCCCCGGCUCCUUUCUUUCAGCCUCUGUAUCAGCAACAUAAAGGUGAUCUCCAGGAAUGGCUUUCUCCGAAAGGUAAAAAUGUACUAAUGCACAAAGCCGAUGAGGGCAUGAUAAGUGAUAGAGUGGCUGUUGUGCCAAAACCCAACACGAAGGACCCAGAAGAGACCCAGACCUUCCUAAACCCUCCAGUGAUUCAGCUGGCAUUCCCUCAGUGCCAGACCUCCUACGUUGGCCUGCCUGGGAUGGAUAUGGCUCCUGCUCCUAUAGCUAUGGUCUGUCCAGCUAACACCUCUUAUACUCAGCUCCCCUGCUCCGUCUGGGAGAGGGGCAGGGAGGCAGAGAUUGCCUCCUCUCCACCUGAAGAUGUCCUGGAUAUCAGCUGUGUUGACUCUGGCUGCAGCUUUGAGGAUGUGACACAAAGCCCAGAGUGCAGUUUACCAAGCAGUCCUGUUGUUGAGACUCUAGCACCAUGUUACUGUAGUGAUUACUGCAUUCUUAACAAAACAGCUGAAGGUGUUGUUCCUGUUUUACUGUCUAAAGAGAGCAAUGUAAAAGUUUCAUCUGAUUCCCAGCAUGAGCGCGAGAGUUAAAGCAGGAAAUGGUUCUGUCAGUUUGUUUGGAGCCAGAAAAAUUCAUAAGAGUGGUGGCACUGACAGCCACGGCUGUAGACCACAUGGCAGGAGAGAUUCCAUGAAGUGGCUUGAAGCUGGCCAGUUCACUUGUUGCAAGUUGCUGUGUGUUCUUGAUAGCAGCGGGUUUGUGCUUGAACUUCAUACAACAUUUACAUCUGUUCAAAUGUAUGUGAUUAUCAUUUUUUAUGACAAAAACAUAAAAAACACCAUAUAACACAUAGAGUAGGCUUCUGCUUUGGCUGAUUUGCAUAUGUUAACACUUGACGCAUUCUGACUGCAGAAUGUUAAGACGUGAAUGUUUGUGAAUUCCACUAGAGCUUUGGAUGAUAUGAUUUUCUGUAGCUGUAUGGGGAAAGUGUUUUGUUCCGUUUUUUUUUUUUAAUUUAAUCUACCUUAUUUGCAAUAUGUUUAUACUUUGCAUUUAGCUUUUACUAAGAAAUCAACAAUAAAAGAGAUAAAGAUCCAUAUCUAUGCUUAAAUCAGUAA